AAUGGAGAAAAGCGGGAAGAGAAGACUUAAGCAAUCCACCUUGAACUCUUUGGUUAAUGUUGACAAGAUAAAAGCCGAGAAAAAGAAAGCUAAAGAGAGCUAUGAAGAAGAGAAAAAAGCUCCAAUCUCCAAGGAAGGUAAGAGGAAGAGAGAGGACAUAGACUCAGACCCUGCCAUCGAUUCUAGCCAAGAUCUUAAGACCUUGGUCAACUUUAAGCUGACAAAAGGAAUGGAGCCAGCUGAUUUCGAGCCUAUUUUCUACAGUAUAGCCGAGAAGAUACUUAAUGGAUGCGGGAUUGUGGUAAAGAAAGAUAAGGAUAUCAGAGUUUUCAGAAUAAUAGAGAUAGAGUUUUACUUAAAACAUGAGGAGUAUCAUAAUGACAACUUUACGCAUCAGGACAAAGAUCAAAUGGAGACACUUCAUUGGUACUUCCACAAGAUGGGAAAGAACUACAAGUGUGCGUCUUAUAAAGGCUUGGAUAUUUCAUUUGGAAGAAAAUCUGAGAAAAUGUACGGAGGAAUUCUGUUAAGAACUCUUCAAGAUGUGGAUACUCUAACUUUUCAUGAAGGAAGUUGUAAUUUGGUCAAAGAGAUAUUUACUCUUUCAGAAGCAAAUGAAGUCAAGGAUUUCCUUGAAUUGAACAAAAACUUUUCUAAGUCGGACAUCUUGAGAACUAUUGAUUACUCUGAUAUCGAUACAUUUAAAGAAAAUGAAGAAGCAAACGCAAUAACCUUGGUUCAGUUUUCCGGAAAGAAAUCAGGCGUAUGGACUCCAAGAGAGAUCUACAAAUCCCCAAGAGUAGGACUUACACUCAAGAGAGAUGCUCCAGAGAAAGAAUACUUCUUGAUGAGAAACUACAGAUUCUGCACUAACCCAGACUCUAUCAAAAAGUGCAAAUCUCAGAUAUAUCUCGGCCUUUUAGGACAAGGAAUCAAAAAUCCAGAUACAUUAACUAAGAUUACCAAAAAAUCAGCAGAGACUCACAAAGCUGCAUAUAAUGCUGGACUAAAGAGUGAUAGCAAGAACCUAAAGAAAUUCAAAGGAGUAGCUUUAUCAACUUCAGAUAUCAGUACAAUCAUAGGAAUCAGCCACAGAAUUUAUCAGUAAUCUCUACUUUCAGCACAAUA
Molecule: messenger RNA, 1128 nt
Organism: Moneuplotes crassus
Lineage: Eukaryota; Ciliophora; Spirotrichea; Euplotida; Euplotidae
Source: the annotation of a GenBank genome assembly